Trichoderma citrinoviride is the source of this 2625-nucleotide messenger RNA. RefSeq lists its product as hypothetical. NCBI's taxonomy places the organism in Eukaryota, Fungi, Ascomycota, Sordariomycetes, Hypocreales, Hypocreaceae. Bases 28 to 2625 code for a protein of 865 amino acids. The transcript is spliced from 6 exons. The record is from RefSeq and is a predicted model, not a curated record. Gene Ontology annotation, biological process: septin cytoskeleton organization. Gene Ontology annotation, cellular component: cytoplasm; plasma membrane; endocytic vesicle.
UCCGGCCGACGACACGCAGCCGCAGCCAUGGACGAGACGGCGAGGACAGAGUAUCCGGCCAUGCUGGCUCUCCUGCAGCCCGGCCAGGCCGUGCAGACGCUCAACGACCGCAUGAAGCGCAUCAACAAGAUCAACCUCGAGAUCGCCGACUGGCUCCAGGAGCGCCGUCGCGUCGAGGAGCAGUAUGUCCAGGGAAUGCGCAAGCUGGCCCAGUUCAAGGCGCCCAAUGCGCAGUCGGAGCUGGGUGUCUUCCAGCUUCCCUGGUCCCGAAUCAUCGAGUCCGUCGAACGCAUUGCCCAGUCCCACCAGCUCUUCGCCGAUCGCCUCGGCAACGAUGUCGAGCAGCCGCUCAGGAACUUCCACCAGCGCCAGGACGUCAUGAACAUGACCAACAUCUCCAACAACCUGACCACCAUGGCCCGCGAGCUCGACGAGGCGCGCGACCGCUCCGACAAGCUGACCAAGAAGGGCGGCAAGGCCAGCGCGCAAAAGGUCGACGCCGCGUCGUCCAAGCUGGAGUCGGCCACGCAGCAGUGGGAGUCGCAGGCGCCCUUCAUCUUCGAGACCCUGCAGGUGCUCGACGAGUCGCGCGUCGACCUGCUGCGCGACCUGCUAACCCAGUUCGAAACCCACGAGUCCGAUCGUGCCCAACGCGACAGCGACAUUGCCGUCGAGACGCUGGCUAUGAUGCUCGAGAUCAGCACCGAGCGGGAGAUCCAGGCCUUUGUGCAAAAGGUGACGGCCGGCAAGGCUCAGCUGCCGCCGCCCAGAACGGCCACCAGACGCUCAGCCAUGUCGCAGAACUCGGCCAGCCAGCCCAGCCUGCGAAGACUGGGAACCAUGUUUGGUGGUCGACGGCGCCAGAGUGUCCAUGCGGGCUUCGGCUCCCUCUCUCCCCAGAAGUCGCAGGGAGCUACCUUUGGGCGGCUCGGCAGCAGCCAUGGCCGCGGUGCCUCGCCAAUGGGAUCCUCCAGCAACCUCCACGAAAACAACCGGCUAUCCAUCCUCCCCGAGAUGCCCGACGCAGCUCGCAGGCCGCAGUCAUCGUCAGACGCCAUGCACAGGGAUCGGGAACGCGAGGGCGAGUUGUCGACGAACGGGAACGGAAACACGAAUGGCUUUGGGGCUGGCGAGAGUCUUUUGGAUAGUCAAGUGCCGGCGAUGCCACCUUCGAGCAGCGUCAAUGGCAAUCUCAACGUCGAGCAGCAGCACCAUCAGCAGCCCGAAGCCGCGGGUCCGGCAGAGCCGCCACCAUCGCAGCAGAGCCAGCAGCCGGAGCCCGCGCCUCAGCCAACUUCCAAGGACGACGAGGGCUUCACGAUACGAGCGCCCAUGAACGACCCCAUCUCGGAAGCCCAGCGGGAGGCUGCCAACGAAGAAAACGACCAGCUCUUCAAGCUCAACAUCCAGAACAAGCCCAUCGAGGAAGAGGACCCUGAGGCGGCCCAGGCGGCUCUCUCCAGCGUGGCCAACACGCUCAAGCUGGGCUCGGCAGCCAAUCGGCGCUCGAUGACGGUGCGAGGCCGCCGCGACGUGCGCAACACCAUCUAUGCGCCAGUGUUGCAAUUCCCCGAGAGCUACUCCGAGGGCUCCAUUCCCGCCAUGCCGGCCAUUCCCGCAUCGCCCGCCUCCCCGGCCUCUCCCCCUCGACCUCCCUCUUCCCGGCCGGCCGCCAUUGCCGCGCUUGCUUCUGAGGCUAGCGCCGCCUCUGACACCCAGUCCGUGCGGUCCGGCAAUUCGCUCAGCAGCGCGCACCCCAAGCAUCCGGAGCUGACGGCGCCUGGGCUGAACGCGUCCAUCAUCGAGACGGUCUCGGUGCUCUUUGAGGGCGGCGUGCUGAAGAGUGCGGCGGUUGCGGGCGAGAUUGCCUUUGCCAACAAUCCCACCCCUGAUGCCGAUCCUACCAAGACGCAUGAAACCAUUCGCAUCAACAACUUUGCCAACCUGGAACGCAUCGGCCCCAACCGAAUCUUUGUCCACAACGCCUCGCCCGACCAGCCCGAUCAGUUCUCGCUCGACGUCUCCCAUCUCUCCAAGACGGCCACCGCCUUCUCGUACCGUGUCUUCUCCGAAGAAGGCGGCGAGACCCCCUCCCUGGGCCGACACGCUCCUCUCCUCCUCACCCCGGCAUGGAAGCCCCAGGGCGACAAGCUGGGUCUCCUGCUGCAGUAUCAGCUCAACCCCGAUUGCAAAUGGACAGCCCCCGUGACGCUGCACAACGUCGUUUUCGUGGUGUCGUACGAGGGCAGGGCGACCGGGGCCCAGACGAAGCCCAGCGGCACCCACCUGAAGGAUAAGCACCUGGUGUACUGGCGACUGGGAGACGUGACUCUCACCGACGCCGUGCAGAAGAUUGUCUGCCGCAUUGUCGGCGCAGAUGGCGUUGAGCCGCAGCCGGGCCACGUCGAAGCCCGGUGGGAGUAUUCCGUGACGGGCGACGACGCCGUGGGCAGCGGCAUCUCCAUCUCGCGGCUGGAGACGGCGCCGAGCAGGGAGGCCGUCGAGAGCGACGACCCGUUUGCAGAUGAGAACCCUGCCAGCUCGAACCCGUCGCUCGUGGAGCAGACAUGGGUCGACGUGCCUGUGACGAGGAAGCUUGUGAGCGGCAAGUAUGAGGCCAAGUGA